Molecule: messenger RNA, 1907 nt
Organism: Spirodela intermedia
Lineage: Eukaryota; Viridiplantae; Streptophyta; Magnoliopsida; Alismatales; Araceae
Source: the annotation of a GenBank genome assembly
AUGUUCGACGCGGCGGUGGCGCUUCGCUGCGUCGCUCCGCUCACCCGAUGUGGCCCCUUCCGGCGGCGCCGCUCGUCCGUCGCCGACGUCUGUUCUCUCACGUCGACGCCUCCUCGCAGAGAGGACGAGGAUGAGGAGGAGGAGGUCUCGAGGGAUUCUUACAACGAGCGGAUCCGCCUGCGCUGCCGCGCGGGAGAGGUGGACGCGUCCAUGGCGCUGCUGGCGCGGAUGGAGUCCACAGGGCUUUCCCCCGACGAGGCCUCCUGCGCCGCCCUGGUCUCCGCGCUCGGCGCCGUUGGGCGGACGCUGGAGGCCGAAGCCGUCUUCCGGGAGCUCAAGCGGCAGUCGGAGCGCCCGCCGGCGGUGGGCUCCUACAACGCGCUGCUGAGGGGGUUCCUGGGGAAAGGACAGCUGGGACUGGCGGAGGCGCUGCUGGCGGAGAUGCAGCGCGACGGCGUGCGGCGGAACCGGGAGACAUACCUGCUGCUGCUGGACGCCUUCGCCCGCGCGAGGCGGCUCGAUGACGCCCAGUGGGUGGUGGCGGAGAUGAAGAAGAAGGGCUUCUUCCUCCGGCUCGACUCCGCCGUCUACAGCAAGCUCAUCCGGCUCUAUCGGGACAAUGGCAUGUGGAAGAAGGCCACCGGACUGGUGGCGAAGAUGCGGGCGGCCGGCGUGCGGCCGGACAGGAGACUCUACAACGGCGCCAUCGACGCCUUGGGCGAGCACGGGCAGACGGAGGAGAUGAUGCGGGCUUUCGAGGCCAUGCGGCGGGACGGCAUCACGCCGAACAUCAUCACCUGGAACUCCCUGAUCCGGUGGUACUGCCGAGCAGGGGACCUUGACCACGCCAUGGCCCUCCUCGGGGAGAUGCAGGAGGCGGGAUUGUACCCAGACCCGAAGAUCUUCCUCGCCGUGAUCAGCCGGCUGGGGGAGCAGGGCAGGUGGGAGGAGAUCAGGGGCGUGUUCGAGGGAAUGCGCCGCCGGGGAUUCCGCCAGAGCGGCGCCGUCUACGCCGUGCUCGCCGACAUAUACGGGCAGUACGGGACGUUCGCCGACGCCGAGCAAUGCAUCGCCGCACUCAAGGCGGAGGGUCUGCAGCUUUCGGCCAACGUCUUCUGCGUGCUGGCGAAUGCAUACGCCAAGCAGGUCCGGGGCCGCCUCCCUCCUGACCGCCAUGGCCGAGGUUCUCUCUGCCUUCCUUCCAUGGCUGACUGAAUGAUUCGUCUGGCGCGCAGGGACUGUGCGAGCAGACGGUGAAUGUUUUCCGGCUGAUGGAGGCGGAAGGGAUCGAACCCAACCUCAUCAUGCUGAACUCGUUGAUCAAUGCAUUUGGGAUCGCCGGAAGAUGCGGUGAGGCGCUGUCGAUCUUCGAGCACAUCAAGGAAAUCGUAAGUCCUUCUGAACGGGGCACUCCCUCUGGCUAUGAUCGUCGUCGUCUCCCCCUAACCCUGCACCAUCGGUUGUGAAGGGCAUCGCCCCCGACGUGGUCACCUACAGCGCCCUCAUGAAGGCUUUCAUCAGAGCGAAAAAACAUGAAAAGGUUGGUGGCGUCGACAUGAAAAGCUUUUCUUUUCUCAGUGCAGAUCAAAUUCCUAUGGCGAACUGUCUUGCAUUGAUGAAGGCUCGCAAUUUUUGGCUUCAUGGCUGGCUUAUUUUGAGGUCCAAUUUAUUCAUCCCGGUUUCCCCUCCUUUUUCUGAGUCAGGUUCCCGAGAUCUACAAAGAGAUGGAGCUUGCCGGAUGCACCCCGGACAGGAGGGCAAGACAGAUGCUGAAGAAUGCUUCGGUCCUUCUCCAACAGCGGGGCUGGUCAGCUCUCUCUCUCUCUCUCUCUCUCUCUCUCUCUCUCUCUCUCUCUCUCUCUCUCUCUCUCUCUCUCUCGUGCUUCUUCAACUGCCUCUCUUUGUGA